This is a messenger RNA of Geodia barretti, 910 nucleotides long. Lineage: Eukaryota; Metazoa; Porifera; Demospongiae; Tetractinellida; Geodiidae. The record is from the annotation of a GenBank genome assembly.
AUGAUUGAAGCUAAACUUGCACGAGAUUAUGACAUUCGAUUUGGGCACGGAUUGCUCAAAUCCGACUCUGCGAAAUGGGGUCGAUACGUGGUGAUCACGACGCCCUCUGCAUGGGCAGCGACCAAGGACGAGUUGGACCACGAGCCGGCAGGCAUCGGAAUCAACGAGUGGCUCGACAGGACGCACUUGAUCGAGGUCUCUGACUCGCUUCCGGACGAUAUCGAUUUAGUCGUGGGUCUCGGUGCUGGACGAGCGUUGGAUCACGCGAAGCUGGUGGCGCACCGUAAAGGGAAGCCGCUGGUCCAAGUGCCGACGGUGGUCUCCACGGGUGCCAUCAUUCAUGGCUUCGUCGCGGACUGGGACGGUCGGCAGAUCAUCGGACAGCUCGCGGUGGUGAACUGCGAGUACGUUUUGGUCGACUACGAUGUCGUGCUGCGGGCGCCAGAGCGAUUGAACACGGCGGGAUUGGGCGAUGUUCUGUGUGGUUAUGCGGGGCUUUCAGAGUGGCGACACAACGCCGAAUUAGGCAAGACCGACCCGGUCGAUGCUUCCAAGACGGCGAGAUCGAUAGCGCUUUACGACCAGAUCGUCACCGAUUUUCCAGCGUCUCUCGACGAAGGUGGUGAGUUGACGCCCACAUCGGUAAAGGUGAUCAUGUCCGCGGUGCAGGCACGCGACGAUGCCUUGGUGAAAGACGAACGAGCUCCGGGCGCGGACCAUGCGUUCUGUUUCGUUGUCGAGAUUGCCAACGACAAGUACUGGAUUCACGGCGAGAUGUGUGCACUUGGCGCCGUGAUCAUCGCUUGGCGCACUCAACAAAACCCGGAAACUUUGACCGGUGGUUGGAUAGAUGCAAAGUUCGGUGGCGUCCUUCCGAUGUCGAAAUCACCCGUGAGGAGUUAGGCGCUGG